CUUGGCUUUUGGACAGUAACUCACUGUUGGUUGCAAAUUUAAUGGCUGAGGUGAAGCUCGACGAUCUAGUAGUUCAGGUAGAAGGAUUAGAUCAGGAUGAAAACAAAGCAGGCUCAGGGGCUUAUGGCUAUGUCUUUAGAGUGACUGUGAAUGGAAGACUCUGCAUUGCUAAGAAGCUCCAUAAUAUUUUGCUCCAAGAACCUUCCUAUGGACAGAAGAAGAACAUUGUAGCAAAGUUUCGCAAGGAGUGUUGCAUUUUGAGUGGCUUGGAUCACCCGAAUGUGGUCGGCUUUGUUGGCGUUCAUUACGGCCGUGAUAAGAACGACAUCAGUUUGAUAAUGGAGAGGCUUUAUUCGGACUUGGCUGAUUUCGUUGAAACAAAGCCAGACACGAAUCUCACUACUAGAAUUUGUAUUCUGUAUGAUGUAUCCAAAGGUCUUCGCUACCUUCACUCUCUGACCCCUCCCCUUAUCCAUCGUGACCUCACUGCUCCCAACAUCCUGCUCACUGAGGAUCUCACAGCCAAGAUCGGAGACUUGGGAAUGUCCAGAUUCAUUGAACAGGAGCGUUUAACUCAUUUUCUGACAAACAUUCCUGGAAAUCCAAAAUACAUGCCUCCCGAGUGCUACGAUGAAUACCCUAUCUAUACUACCAAGCUGGACAUCUUCUCAUUCGGUCAUCUCAUCGUUCACACUGUUAUCGGAUACUUUCCUAAUGUCUUCAACAUACCUCGAGAAGAUCGAAACCAUGCCAAGUACAUUAGUGAGGGUAAAGUCGAGCUCAUGCGACGAAAGUCUGCUAUCAUUAGUGACAAAAUGGGUGAGAAACACGCUCUUUAUCCUCUUGUUGUUCGCUGCCUUCACGACCACCCCGAGCAGAGACCAUCAGUUGAGGAAGUGAUCAGCUCAGUCAGAGAGCUGUGUCCCAGACCCACAAUGUCAUUUCUUGAGGCUUGCAAAACUGGUAAUGUGGGUGUGGUUCAAGAGCUACUGGAGUGUGGGGCUGAUCCAAAUCAGGCAGAUGAGUGUAACAAGACUGCUAUUUACUGGGCCAGUGACAAUGGACAUGAUGGGGUUGUGCUUGCCCUUACUAAAUCUGGGGCUAACGUACACACUCAGUCAAAGUCGGGACAGAGUCCUCUUUGGAUAGCCAGUUUCAAUGGUCACCAGAAAUGUGUGGGCUUACUAAUCGAUGCUGGAGCCAAUGUGGAUAUUCAAAACAAAGAUGGAGCAACUGCAUUGAUAGUGGCUGCUCACAAAGGUUAUUGCGGAGUUGUUAGAAUAUUGUUGGAGGCCAAGGCUGAUGUCCAUAUCAAGACUAAUGAUGAAAACACUGCUUUGUAUGUAGCUUCUCUCAACGGUCACUGUGGAGUUGUUAGAAUGUUGUUGAAGGCCAAGGCUGACGUCAACAUGAAGACUAAUGAUGGAGCCACUGCAUUGAUGGCAGCUGCUCAAGAAGGUCACUGUGUAGUUGUUGGAAUGCUAUUGGAGGCCAAAGCUGACAUCGACAUUAAGACUGAUAGUAACCGGACAGCUCUGUAUCAUGCCAGUGCCAAAGGACAUGAUGAGGUGGUGAAGGUCCUCCUCGCAGCCAAUGCUACAGUCAACACUCAGAGCAAGGAUGGAACCACUGCGAUUUAUGUAGCUGCUGCGAAUGGUCAUUUGAUGGCAGUGAAACUGUUGAUUGCAGCAAAAGCUCAGGCAGACAUUCAAAACAAGCAUGGUUGGACAGCAUUGCAUAGGGCCAGUCAAAAGGGUCACAGUGAAAUUGUUAGAAUGUUGUUAAAGGCCAAGGCUGAUGUCAACAUAAAGACUAAUGACAACCAGACAGCUCUACAUCGAGCCUGUGCAAAAGGACAUGAUGAGGUGGUGAUAGUUCUCUUAAAAGCUAAGGCUAUAGUCAACACUCAGGCUGAGUCGGGGCAGACCCCACUCUACUCUGCUAGUUUCUAUGGUCACCAGAAGUGUGUGAAGCUCUUAAUCAAUGCUGGGGCCAAUGUUGAUGUGCAAGAAGAGGAUGGAGCCACUGCGCUGAUAGCAGCUGCUGAGAAAGGUCAUUUGAAGGUAGUGGAAUCACUCGUUGCAGCAAAGGCUCAAGUGAACAUUCAAAAGAAGGGUGGCUGGACAGCAUUGCAUAUGGCCAGUCGAAAUGAUCACUGUGGAAUUGUUAGAAUGUUGUUAGAGACCAAGGCUGACGUCAACAUCACGACUGAUUAUGGAAGUUUGACGGCAUUGCAUAUGGCCAGUCAGAAUUGUCACUGUGGAAUUGUUAGAAUGUUAUUGAAGGCCAAGGCUGACGUGAAUAUCAAGACUGAUGACGAUCAGACAGCUCUGCAUCAAGCCUGUGCCAACGGACAUGAUGAGGUUGUGAUGGUUCUCUUAAAAGCUAGGGCUAUAAUCAACACACAGAACAACUUGGGACAGACCCCUCUGUGGGCAGCCAGUUUCUAUGGUCACCAGAAAUGUGUGGAGCUCCUAAUAGACGCUGGGGCCAAUGUUGAUGUACAAGAAAAGGAUGGAGCUACUGCAUUGAUUGUAGCUACUGAGAAUGGCCAUUUGAAGGUAGUAGAAUCAAUCAUUGCAGCAAAGGUUAAAAUUAACAUUCGAAAGAAGGGUGGCUGGACGGCAUUGCACAUUGCCAGUCGGAAUGGUCACUGUGGAAUUGUUAGGGUUUUGCUGGAGGCCAAUGCUGAUGUCAACAUUAAGACUUACGACAAUCUGUCAGCUCUGUAUCAAGCCAGUUCCAAUGGACAUGAUAAGGUUGUGAGGGUCCUGUUAGCAGCCAAGGCUACGGUCAACGUUCAAAACAUGAAUGGAGCCACUGCAUUGGCGGUAGCUGCUGAGAAUGGGCAUUUGAAGGUAGUGGAACUUUUGAUUGCAGCAAAGGCUUGGGUUGACGUUAAAAGAAAGGGUGGUUGGACAGCAUUGCACAUGGCCAGUCGGAAUGGUCACUGUGGAAUUGUUAGGGUUUUGCUGGAGGCCAAUGCUGAUGUCAACAUCACGACUAAUGACAACCGGUCAGCUCUGUAUCAAGCCAGCUCCAACGGACAUGAUCAAGUGGUGAGGGUCCUGGUAGCAGCUAAAGCUGCAGUCAACAUUCAGAGCAAGUUGGGACAGACCCCUCUUUGGGCAGCCAGCUUCUAUGGUCACCAGAAAUGUGUGCAGCUCCUAAUCGAUGCUGGGGCCAAUGUUGAUGUACAAGAAGAGAAUGGAGCCACUGCAUUAAUGGUAGCUGCUGCAAGUGGUCAUUUGAAGGUAGUAGAAUUAUUGAUUGUGGCAAAGGCUCAAAUUGACAUUCUAAACAAGGAGGAUGAAGCCUCUGCCUUGAUUGUAGCUGCUGAGAAUGGUCAUUUAAAGGUAGUAGAAAUUUUGAUUGCAGCAAAGGCUCAGGUGGACAUCCAAAACAAGUAUGGUUGGACAGCACUGCAUGAGGCCAGCCGGAAUGGACAUUGUGAGGUUGUCCAAAUGUUGUUGGAGGCCAAGGCUAACGUCAACGUUGAGAAUAUUAACAACAUGACAUCUCUGCAUCAAGCCAGUGGUAAUGGGCAUGAUAAGGUGGUGAGGGUCCUCCUGGCAGCAAAGGCUAUAGUCAACGCUCAGAACAAAUGGGGACAGACACCUCUCUACUCAGCCAGUUUCAAUGGUCACAAUAAAUGUCUGGAGCUCCUAGUCGCAGCUGGAGCCCAGGUUAAUGCUCAGCAAGAGGAUGGAGCAACUGCAAUAAUGGUAGCUGCACAGAAUGGUCAUUUAAAGGCAAUAGAAUUUUUGAUAGCAGCAAAAGCUCAAGUUAACAUUCAAAGCAAAAAUGGUUGGACGGCAUUGCACAAUGCCAGUCAUAAUUGUCACUGCGAAGUUGUUAAAAUGUUGUUAGAGGCCAAGGCUGACGUCAACAGCAAGACUAAUGCUGGCAAUACUGCCCAUGAUGUUGCUUGUAGGAAUGGACACGUUCAAAUCUGUGAACUGCUAUUUAAAUAGUAAACUGUGCAUGACGUGAUUUGUAAUUUAGUGUUUGUGUACAUGUAGUUAAAAUUAUAAUCAACAUGCAGUUACAAAUGUAAUUAUGACAUGGACUUAAAUUUUAUGCUAGAUU
This is a messenger RNA of Halichondria panicea, 4089 nucleotides long. RefSeq names its product serine/threonine-protein phosphatase 6 regulatory ankyrin repeat subunit B-like. The transcript is spliced from 32 exons. The record is from RefSeq and is a predicted model, not a curated record. Bases 42 to 3974 code for a protein of 1310 amino acids. Gene Ontology annotation, molecular function: ATP binding; protein binding; protein kinase activity. Gene Ontology annotation, cellular component: ciliary inversin compartment. Lineage: Eukaryota; Metazoa; Porifera; Demospongiae; Suberitida; Halichondriidae. Gene Ontology annotation, biological process: protein localization to ciliary inversin compartment; protein phosphorylation.